AUGAAAAGAACCGCAUGGAAGCUUACAAAGAUUGCAUCUGGAAUUUUGCAUGCUCUUAAUGAUGUAUGGAACAAUCCUGCAUUCGGUCCUGAGUUUGCAAAAUUGCAAAACGAAGGUAUUUACGUGACCAACGUAAUAGUACCUGCCAUUCAGGCUUCAUUAAAGGAUCUUCCUUUAGGAAAGUCUACCUUUGUCAACACUUCUGCUAGUGCAGAUAGAAGAGAUGAAGGACGAUCAGGAAGACGGUCCGAUAUCAUGUUUAAAGAUAUAGACGAUGAAAUAAAGUUAUGGCGUGAAGCCAAUGAUGGAAUGUAUUGGACUCACAAAUCUUCUAGGCCCAGUCAAGUAGAAUUCUGA
Messenger RNA from Cetraspora pellucida, 357 nucleotides. The record is from the annotation of a GenBank genome assembly. NCBI's taxonomy places the organism in Eukaryota, Fungi, Glomeromycota, Glomeromycetes, Diversisporales, Gigasporaceae.